AUGAUGCCUGGGACAACCGAGAAGGCAGACCUGCGUGGAGGCAGCGUGUGGCUCCCGGCUCCCGGGCGGGCAAGAGGUGUCUGGGUCCCAGCUCGCGGCCCCACCUCGGCCACCGCGGCCGGCGGCAGCUUCUCCCUCCUCGACUCGGACCCGCUGCCCCCAGAAGACUCGGCCACGGCGUUGGGCCACGUGUACGAGGCAGGUGCCCGCAUCUCCGGGCCCGGCUCCUGGUCACCCGGCCGCUCCCACUGCACAGGCCCCGCGCGCCCUCCGCGGAGCCGGCCUCCUCAUCCCGCCCACCGCACCUCGGUGGGACCCUCGGGGCCGGAGGGGCUCGGCCUCCGGCUUGGGACUCCACCCCCACGGUCCUUCCCUCCAGGCAAGGAGGGUGAGAAGAAGCCCGAGACGCCCCCACACACCUGUCUGGAGGCCGGCGGGGUGACAGUUACAAAGGGAGGGGGUGGGAGGGUGAUCCUCACCACAAGAAAGCUGGCCAAGCGGGACGGGGGCAGGGCCACCGUGGGGGAAAACAGCAGAAAACGGAAGCCCUGCCACAAACUCCUGCCCCCUCGGGGCCGUGGGCCCCCGCCUCACUCUCCCCUGCAGCUCGGCCCAGGCGAGAGCCCUCGCGCGCCUUCCCUUGUGCAGGAGGAAAGGAGAGGGGUCACCCCCUGUCCCAGUGUCCCUGGUGCCCGGGUGCUCACGUGCUCACAGGCCACAGCGGCAACCCGAGGGUGCCCUCGGCGCCGGGAGGUGCGGGAGCGCCCGCGGGCCGGAGUGGGGGGCAGAGCGUCUGGGUGGAGCAGGUCCCUGUCGGGUCUGGGCCUCGCCCAGGGCAACACCCCAGGUGGCGUCACCGCUGAUGGAGCGGCCAGGCGGCGAGGUGGCUCCUGGCGCCGGGACGCCGCAGCGACGGGGGACAGAAUCAACGAGGAGAAGCCCAGAGCUGCCGUGAGCGCGACGCGGCCCCGUGGGGCAAGAUGCCCGCGGGAAACGGGAACAGAGAAAAAGAUGAAGCAGGUCAGACAGCCCCCGCCUGCCCAGCCAGGCCGAGUCCCCACUCCCCCGUCCAGCCCACCACCGCCCGAGUGUCCGGCCGGCCUCACGGGGGACAGCUCGCCGGGCACCCCGCCCUUCCUGCAGCUCUGCACCGGCCACGCGUCAGCCCCUAAUAGCGCCCCGCUGGCGCACGUCACCGGGGCCGCCGGGGCCGCCGCACCGAGGGCACCCCCGCCCCAGGAGGGCAGCUCUGCCGACUUCAUUAAUCUAACGCUGGCUCGAGUGUCAAAGGACCAGAAGCUGAAAUUUCAUCUGGUGACGACCAGCCCCCCCCCCGCCCCCCCCGCCACCGCCGUCCCUGGAUCCCUGCUGGUGUCCAGCCACUGCGGCCACAGGAUCGUGUGGCCUGCGCCUGCGGGCACAUGUGCAGGGGGAGAGGCAGGGGGCCCCGCAGAGCUGAUGUGCCGCCUGCACGCCCCGGGCCCCGCGCGGCCCCCCGUGACAGCCCCGCUCCUUUAUGGCUUUUGCCUAAUGAGGACCCUGCCUCUGCCCGCAGCGCCCUCCCUAAUGGGCCGACAGGCCACAUCCCAGGCCACGUCCCCGAGACACGACAGCCCCCACCCCCGGGGCCCCUCCACCCGGCCUCCGUCAGAGGCGCCCCCACCGGAUCCCCUGGGCCGCGCAGGGGAAGCUGGGUUUACCUGGCCUCGGAGCAAGAGGCCCGGGGAGAGGCCCUCGCCCAGAGCAAGAGCAGGUCGGGCCCGCUGCUCAGCACAGGUGGCCGGGCCAGACCCGGGGAGCCCGCGGAAAGGGGCUGGAUGUGCAGAAAGGGUCCGCCUGCAGCAAGUCGGCGACAGCCUGCGGGGACACCCACCGGAGCCCAGCGGCAGGGGGCCCCCAGAGCCCGCUUCCACAGAAGCCCGCGGGAAGAGGGGUGGCGAGGAAGGGGCCCAGGCAGGCGGCCCGAGCCCCACCUCCCACAAACUCGGGUUCUCCGUUCGGAGGCUGCCCGGACCCUGA
Messenger RNA from Hyaena hyaena (striped hyena), 2019 nucleotides. Its product is annotated as basic proline-rich protein-like. Bases 1 to 2019 code for a protein of 672 amino acids. The transcript has 13 exons. The record is from RefSeq and is a predicted model, not a curated record. NCBI's taxonomy places the organism in Eukaryota, Metazoa, Chordata, Mammalia, Carnivora, Hyaenidae.